GAGAGGGAGAGAUAGAUAGAUAGAGAGAGAGAGAGAGAGAGAGAGAGAGAGAGGAAUCUCUCCGCUGCAUUCCGCGGUGUCGCGCGAAAAAUAAGCGCGGCUGCGCGCGGUCGCACGCGAAUCAAAGAUGCAAGGUGAGGGCGUCUUCGAGAGGAAAGAGAAAAGUCACUAAUUGAGACGAGACACGUGAAAGCCCGGGUAGACGUUCGCAUACCUACAACGCGAUCCCGAGUUCCUUCGGGAUGACUUGGCGCGAGGGCAACAUUACCGUGACCUUAUCGGUUCACCGAUUUGUCCUAAGUUGCGUCGGCAUCUGGCCGACUAAGGAAAAGAGUCUCUUUAUGGAUCUGAGGUGGCUCGUCGCCAUGAUUUUGGAGGCAGGUAUUUCGCGCGCGGCUGAGCGAAUCUCACGUCUCUACACUGGCUAAACAAAUGUCUCUCUCUCUCGUAAUCGUUACGAAACGUAAAUGUCUUUCUUCUCAUAAAUUUCAAUAAAUUAUUGAGACAUAUCAGUCAACGCGGCAUUUAAAUUUCGUUCUUUUAGCAAAGUUACGUUGCGUCAGAAGAACAAGUAUAAACAAUAGGUCUGACUUAUAUUUGUGCGUGUGUGUCUACGCGAGUGCCUUUAUGUUUCAAGAAAUCAUGAGAGAUUUGCAUCACUCUAUGAUCACGCAAGACCGAGGACUGUCCUUGUCCGCUGGGAGAGCCGAGUAAUCUAUAGAGCUGACGAAGAAAAAAAAAUUCCAACUCUACUAUACAAAUUCUAAAUUCUACAAAUUAAUAAUAAUAAAUAUCUACAAGUUACAAGUUCUAAAAAUCCCUGACGAGCGAAGCUCGUACCUUCUUGUAAUUUCGCGCGCAUCCCCCAUCGCGAAAUUGAAAGAAUUAUUAAUCUUAUAAAUAUACCAUCCCCAAAACCGGCGGACAAGGUCAAUCCACGCGGAGGAAAAAGUUCGAUUGAUCGAAUUAACGCGAAUAACGACAUGACACCGAUUGAAGGAAUUUCUGCUCCUCCGACCCCGAAUUUGCUUCCGAAGAAGCAGAAAUUCUCUCGGAAGCGGGAGAUCUCGCUUUCCCGCUGCGAGAUAAGUCGAAUUGAUAUCGAACAAAUCUCAGCUGUCAUCAGGGCGGCGUUGCUGACCGUGAUCUUCCAGGUGACUCCGAUGUGCGUCUACUUCACGGAGAUCUACCUGCACUGCAACGGCGCGAAGGAGUCCUUCGACAAGGUGACGCCAGGCGCCGCAGCCGCAUUGGCCCUCACGAGGCUCAUCACGCCUCGUAUCCAUCGGCGAGAGUUGCUCGAGAUAGUCACGUCCAUGAUGAACGACUGGGCCACGCAGCGGGACCAGCGGGUACGCUGGAUCAUGAAGAAGUACGCGACGCUGUCGAGACGCGUGACGACGUUCACCUUCUUCCUGGUAGGCGUCAUAGUGGGUGUCUACAUCUUCAUGGCGAUAUCAGCGGUCACCGCGCAGGCGAGCCAGCUCGACCAUCAGCUGGAGAACGUGAACGUGAGCCGGGAGACGGACGAGGUGCUGUCCUGCGUGUUUCGAGGCGAGUCGAUGAGCCAGGCGUUUAUGGUCGUCCAGGCGAUGCAGAUGUUCGUCACCGGCAUCUUGACCUUCGGCACCACAAGCUUCUUCUUCGGCCUGGCCAUGCACCUGUGCGGCCAGUUUGACGCGCUCGCCAUCAAACUGUCCGAUUUUCGCGUCGAACAGGCGCACCACGCGAUCGCCGAAGCGGUCGAACGGCAUUGCCACCUCAUUCGCAUGACCGACCGCAUGGAGGAGUCCUUUAACGCGAAUGUUUUGAUAUACCUGUUCGUUACCACCACUCUCAUGUGUAUAGACGGUAAAUGAAAAAGAAUUCUCUCUUUUGUAUCGGGU
This is a messenger RNA of Harpegnathos saltator (Jerdon's jumping ant), 1886 nucleotides long. RefSeq lists its product as uncharacterized. Gene Ontology annotation, molecular function: olfactory receptor activity; odorant binding. Gene Ontology annotation, cellular component: plasma membrane. The record is from RefSeq and is a predicted model, not a curated record. Gene Ontology annotation, biological process: detection of chemical stimulus involved in sensory perception of smell; sensory perception of smell. The transcript has a single exon. Lineage: Eukaryota; Metazoa; Arthropoda; Insecta; Hymenoptera; Formicidae. The coding region runs from base 984 to 1859 and encodes 291 amino acids.